AUCACUUUAAACUCUUUCCAUCUUUUACACAAACUCGUUUCUAUUUUUCUCUCCACAGCUGCAGCAGUUCAGAUCAUUUCAGAACCAGAACCACAGAGCAGAGAAGAGUUUCUGAAAUAUUUCUGUUAUCUGACUCUGGAUCCCAACACGGCACAUCGUCUCCUCAUUCUGUCUGAGAAGAACAGAGCGGUGAGAUGCAGUGAGAGAGAGCAGCGUUACUCUGAUCAUCCAGAGAGAUUUGAUUACUGGUGGCAGGUGUUGUGUAAGGAGAGUGUGUGUGGACGCUGUUACUGGGAGGUGGAGUGGAGCAGUGAUGGUGAUGUGUUCAUAUCAGUCUCAUAUAAAGACAUCAGCAGGACAGGACGGCGUGAUGAGUGUUGGUUUGGAGGCAACAAUCAGUCCUGGAGACUGUGGUGUUCUUCUUCUUCUUCUCUCUCUUUCUGUCACAACAGCAUUGAGACUGAUCUCAGAGUUCCAUCUCCCUCCAAAAUAGGAGUGUAUGUGGAUCACAGUGCAGGAACUCUGUCCUUCUACAGCGUCUCUGACACGAUGAAGCUCCUCCACAGAGUCCACACCACAUUCACUCAGACUCUAUACGCUGGGUUUGGGUUCGACUUGCAUUCUACAGUGAGAUUGUGUGAUCCAGAAUAAAAGUGUGUAGUGUUUUCUGUAAAA
This is a messenger RNA of Neoarius graeffei (lesser salmon catfish), 675 nucleotides long. Its product is annotated as tripartite motif-containing protein 16-like. The transcript has 3 exons. NCBI's taxonomy places the organism in Eukaryota, Metazoa, Chordata, Actinopteri, Siluriformes, Ariidae. The record is from RefSeq and is a predicted model, not a curated record. The annotation marks the transcript as partial. Gene Ontology annotation, molecular function: protein binding.